CUUGUUGACAGAGAUGACGCCUCUUGGAGAGAUGAAGUCCAACAAAACUUCUUAGAAUGCAAAGAAGACACAUGCGCCGUUCUUGAAGAUGAAAUAGAAAACAGAAUAGAUGAGCUAUUAAAGGACAAAGAACUUUUACAUAAAUAUGGUUCGGAGAAAUUUGACAUAACUCCACCAGAAAAGAAGAAGAGAGAAAAGAAAGAGAAGAAAGUAGAAGAGAAGAAAGAAAAGAAAGUAGAAGAAGAGAAGAAAGAACCUGAACCAGUUCCAGAGAAAAAGAAAUUUGACAUGUAA
This is a messenger RNA of Trichomonas vaginalis G3, 294 nucleotides long. RefSeq lists its product as uncharacterized. The record is from RefSeq and is a predicted model, not a curated record. The annotation marks the transcript as partial. The transcript has a single exon. NCBI's taxonomy places the organism in Eukaryota, Parabasalia, Trichomonadida, Trichomonadidae.